Molecule: messenger RNA, 504 nt
Organism: Prorocentrum cordatum
Lineage: Eukaryota; Dinophyceae; Prorocentrales; Prorocentraceae
Source: the annotation of a GenBank genome assembly
GCUUGCGCCGAAGCGUGGGAUUCUCUGCGCUGCCCUCAGCGACGCUGCGGCGGCCUCGCGCCCGACGCCCCUUGACCGCCUUGCAAACGCAAGCGCGAACGAGCAUGUCGAUGCGAUGCUGCGCGGGAGCGCGGCCAACGCGUGGGUUUCAAUGCCCCGAUGCCUGGGGCCUGAUCGCGCGUCGCCUGACGCCGCGGCGCGCGCCGACCAAUGGGCCGACAUCAGCGACGCCGUGUUCGCAAUGUGCAAGCCUGCCCUUGGCGACGCGGGGCUUGUUGGCCCCGGCUAUGCAUGGGGGAAUUCCGAGAAGGCGUUGCGCCUGGGCCGCGCGCUCUUGGAUCGCGUGCGUCGAGACGCGCUCGCUCGUGUUUACCAUAAGUCGGUCUACCGCGUGACGGUCGAGAAGUACCCCGUGGCGCGCUCCCAACUGGACCUGGGCCCGUCAAAGAUCCGGGCGGUCGUCGCGGCCGACCUGCGCACGUAUUUACAGGACGUGAAGUUUGA